AAAUAAUUUAUUAAUAAUAAAUAAUUUAUUUAUCUCCAUAAAUGCAGCUGAUCGGACGCGUCACACGAUUCGGAGGCAUGCAUCACAUUUAAGGAUUUUAAAAACUGAUUCUUUUUUUUCAAAAAUGCAUUCGGCAGAGAAGGGAGACUAGUUGCUCACGGGUAGGAAUGAAAGGGAGAAAAGGGUUCAGAGUUGCCUGCGGAAGCGAUGUCGGAGAUGCAGAGACUGUCUCGUACUAAACCUCCCCGCCUCCCAGCACCUCCUGUGUGUCCUCCCGGCCCGUGUAUAUUCUAUAGAAUCCGGAGCUAAGGGGUUUUGGAAGACGAAAGAGCUGAUUUUUUUUAUUUUACAGGUGACAUUUUAUUAGCAGCAUCAUCAUCAUCUUCAUCAUCAUAUCUUCGCCAUACUGUUCAGAAUAUGACCGAAGUGGGUAUCUUUAUUUAACAAAUGGAUAAUGGAGAUGGGGGCCAUAGGAGGAACAGUCCUGUUACCUUGAAUGUCGGCGGCCACCUUUACACCACCACCUUGUCAACCUUGCAGCGCUAUCCAGACUCCAUGCUGGGGGCCAUGUUUCGCGGAGACUUCCCCACAACCAAAGACUCAAAAGGGAACUACUUCAUUGAUCGUGACGGCACACUAUUCCGGUACAUCUUGAACUUUCUUCGAACGUCUGAGCUGACGCUUCCCUCUGACUUUUCGGAAAAAGACCUGCUAAGGAAAGAGGCCGACUUCUACCAGAUCGAACCGCUGAUCGAUUGCCUUCAGGACCCCAUGCCCCUCUACCCUCCCGACAUCUUUGAGCAAAUUGUUGAACUCUCGAGCACCAGGAAACUCUCCAAAUACUCCAACCCCGUAGCUGUGAUCAUCACACAGCUCACCGUCACCGCCAAGGCCCAUUCGCUACGGGAGGGAAUCUGCAAAAACUUCACCAAGUGGAGCAAACACAUGAUGGACACCAGAGACUGCCAGGUUUCCUUUACGUUUGGACCGUGUGAUUAUCACCAGGAGGUGAACCUGCGGGUGCACCUCAUGGAUUACAUCAUGAAGCAAGGCUUCACCAUCCGCAACACGCGCGUUCAUCACAUGAGCGAGCGGGCCAACGAGAACACAGUGGAGCACCACUGGACUUUCUGUAGGCCGGCCCGCAUCGUCGUGGACUGAACCGCGACAGAGCUGGUGCUUCCAUAGUGGAUGGUGGUCAAUGUUAAACAUAUGAAUGCAUAGGUCUUUUGUUUGUUUUGGCCCUAAUCCUAACAGAAUCUAUAGCAAGACAAUUGGUACAUGUACAUACAAUAUACACGGCACCCGAUCUUGACAAAUAAAGUUUAUGGAAAUACACAUAAAUUCAGUUAAAUUGUUAAAUGAUCAUAAACUGCAAGACGGCUAAGUGCAUUGAAACAUAUAUAGAUGGAGAAAUAUAAAUGAACACAUUUUGAUUAGAUACAACAAGGUAUGAUCCAUAAACAGCGAUUAGAUGUGUCUUAAAAUUAGCAUUGAUAAUGACACUGCAUAUUUAAUGUUUUUUUUAGGGCUAUUGCAAAAUACCAUGAAGGUCAUGGUAUGGGUUGUGGACAAAAAAAAAAUUAAAUUUCAGUGUUACUGUUAAGUCUAAUGUGUUUCCAAUUGGUUUAUCUGGUUUUUAUAUUAGUUUCCCUUAACCUGGCUGUGUUGCAUGUGGAUGGUUCUAUGUCUGGUUCUUUGGAUGUAUCGACAUUAUUACGUUACAAAGUAGAACUACCAUUGUUUAUGUUCAUUUUCUCCACAGGAAAAUAAAGAUUUCAUUAUAAUAAU
Molecule: messenger RNA, 1791 nt
Organism: Gadus morhua (Atlantic cod)
Lineage: Eukaryota; Metazoa; Chordata; Actinopteri; Gadiformes; Gadidae
Gene: kctd6b
Product: potassium channel tetramerization domain containing 6b
Exons: 3
Coding region: 448-1161 (237 amino acids)
Biological process (GO): protein homooligomerization
Molecular function (GO): protein binding
Source: RefSeq, a predicted model, not a curated record